Molecule: messenger RNA, 3040 nt
Organism: Raphanus sativus (radish)
Lineage: Eukaryota; Viridiplantae; Streptophyta; Magnoliopsida; Brassicales; Brassicaceae
Exons: 5
Coding region: 110-2653 (847 amino acids)
Biological process (GO): mRNA 5'-splice site recognition; RNA processing
Molecular function (GO): RNA binding
Source: RefSeq, a predicted model, not a curated record
GAGCAGUUUCUCUUUUCAAGUCAUCACGAAUUUAAUCCAAUCCUCUUUUGGGUCAAUCAAACAAUAAUAGUCUGCCCUAAGCUCUUCUCAAAAUCAUCAAUCAUCAUCAAUGGAUCUGGAGAUCGUUGGCCGUCACGCUCUCUUCUUCGACGAUGAUUCGAUGGCAACCUUCGUCAACUCCUCGACGGCGCUCGUUGACUGGAACAGCCUUUUCAUUGACCGCUACGAUGUUCGCCACCUCCUCUCUUCCCUCCCUCCUCCGCGUCCCAAGCGCCGCCGUCCGAUCUCUGACGAUCCUGAUUUGGAUGCUGAUCUCGAUCACGAGCGCUAUCUUGAUUUACCGGCGGAUUCUCCGCCUCCGUCGCACGAUGAGAGUGAUAUCAAUGAUGGUUCCGCAAGUGCAAAUGCCGAUGGUUUUCGUGCUGUCCCCUAUUCAUAUGGAAGCUCCAGUGAUUUCGGUGACCAGAAAACUGCAGAUAUGGAAUCUGGGUUUAACCCGCCUUUCCCAGUGCCUGAUUAUUUACUUCAACACCUGCCCCCAACUGAGAAAUUACAUCAGAUCAUGGCAAGAACUUCGAGUUUUGUAAGCAACCAUGGUGGGCAAUCUGAAAUUGUCUUGAGAGUCAAACAAGGAGGCAACCCAACAUUUGGGUUCUUGAUGCCAGAUCAUCAUCUUCACCCUUACUUUAGGUUUCUUGUUGAACAUCAAGAGCUUUUGACAGGAAAAUCUACCGUAGAAGAUAAGAAUAUUGAAGGUGGGAAGGAUGGUGGAGCUUUGUCUUUGCUUGGUUCGGUUUAUGGGACUGUAGAAGAUGAAGAUACCAAAGAAGAGUCAACAAGGGACUGUGACACAAACGAAUCUGCUGAAGCUGAUUCCAGUGGACCGGAAGGGUCAAAAGAAGCUGCAAAGAUUGCCACAGUGAGAGGUGUAGCCUCUAAGCAUUCUCUUCCGUCCAAUGAUCAAGCACCUUUUAUAAAAAGAAACCCUUCUGUCAGCGCAGUUAAUGUUGUUGAGAGGAAGCAGAUAAAUGCAGAAGAUGAUUUUACAGAAAAACCUUUGGCUUCUGAAAAGUUGAAAUCUUCGACAAUGCUGGCACAACCCAAGAUUGAACAGCAAAUUGUGGAGCCGCCUAUUGAGAUGAAAAGAGCGAUUGAUAAGAUAGUUGACUUCAUCCAAAAGAAUGGGAAAGAACUUGAGGCUACUCUUGCUGCACAGGAUGUUAAAUACGGGAUGUUUCCAUUCUUACGUCCAGCUAGCUUAUACCAUGCAUAUUAUCGGAAGGUUCUCCAAGAGGCUGAAGAGUUAAGAUCAUGUAACAAAGGCGAUUUUACCAAGGAAGACAUGAAGCAAGAGAAGAUGGACAGUGCGGUAAAAGGUGACAAACUUGCUGUGGGGAGUGUCAUACAGGAUGAUUCUGCAAAGAGAGAGAAACAAAAAAUGGUUAGUGACAAACCAAAGACUGAGUUACAGAAGGAACCAUUCAAGCCCGUCGAACGGCAGAUGAGGGUCAAUGUAGAUGUGAACACUGCUGCUGCUAUUCUCGAAGCUGCCAGAAGAGGCAUAAGGAAUCCCCAGUUAGGGAUCCUAUCAGGUAAACCCUUGGAUGAGACUUCUCAGAGCCUCGGAAAUGAUGGAAGUAAUACUUCAUCUAAGCCCCCUGAUUUGGCCAAAUCUAUGGGUCAACUGAAUUCUGGCUCGGCAGCUGCUAGUGAAGCUGAUUCUUCUGAAGCAGGCUUGACGAAGGAGCAGAAGUUGAAGGCAGAAAGAUUGAAACGUGCAAAAAUUUUUGUGGCCAUGUUAAAGCCCGGUGCCCAGGCAUCGCAACAAGCUGAACCAUCGCGAAGCGUAUCAGUCGAACCGUUGGGUCUUGGAUCAGGUUCUGAUGCUGCCAAAGAAAGUAGCCCACGUCUAUCAGAAGCUGAGACGAAACAAGCAGAUGAUGGUAACAGUGAAAGACGAUCAAAGAGAAAUUACCGCUCCAGAUCACAGAAAGAUGAAAAUGAUGAAAUAGAAGAAGACGAUAAGGAGAGCAGCAUGGAGGAAGUCACUGAAGAUACCAAGACUGGGAAGAAACAUUCAAGUAGAAAACGACAUGAUAGGUAUAAGCAUAAGACACGACACUCUUCCAAGGACAGACAUUCACGGGACAAGCACAAGCAUGAGAGUUCAUCGGAUGAUGAGUAUCACAGCCGUUCCCGUCAUAGGCACGCACACCGCAAAUCUUCAGACAGGCAUGAGCUAUAUGAUUCGUCCGACACUGAUCGUGAGCACCGACACAGAUCUAGUAAGCAUAACAAAGAUGCUGAUUAUUCUAAGGACAAGCGUAGCCAUCGUCACAAAUCCAGGAAGCAUCAUGAUAAGCAUAUUGAUUCAUCUGAUGAUGAGCAUCACAGACACCACCGACACAGAUCCAGUAGGCGCAAGCACGAGGACUCUUCAGACGGUGAGCAUGGUCAUCGACAGAAGUCUAGUAAACGUAUAAAGAAGGAUGAGAAAAGAGUGGAAAAGGAGGAGAGUGCUUCAAAGUCAGAUCAGCCUGAUCGAAAAGCUUCUCUUGAAGAUGAUAAAAUCAUGCACCCACAAAACGAACCAACUCAAGUUUCAGAUGAGCUAAGAGCCAAAAUACGUGCCAUGUUAGCUGAUACCUUGUGAAAUGGUCAGUGAGCAUCUAUCUAGAAGCAUAAAGGUCAUAAAAGCGAUGCCUUGGUGUAAAAGCCAAUCUCUUAGAUGCUUGGAAGUAGGGAUGAAGUCAAGAGUGAGUUUCUCACUUUUGUUGACGUAGGAAAGAAACUCUGCAACGAAAGUUUUAUAAAAUAUUUGUGACUGUUGUCAAUGUGAUAGUGUAUUCAUUACUUGAAGCUUACCCUUAUUGGAUGAAUCUUUCAUGGCCCCUAUUCUCUAUUGAAAAGGCAAAAUAUUAGGGAAAGCCUCCUUUCUUGGGGUUCGAAUCUCUCUUUUUAGAAAAAUCUUGUUAAAUUUCAUUGGUUGGUGCUUUGUUGAAGGUAUUCUUUCAAUUGUUAACAGUUAUGUUUUCUGCUU